Syngnathoides biaculeatus (alligator pipefish) is the source of this 3865-nucleotide messenger RNA. Its product is annotated as calcium/calmodulin-dependent protein kinase type II subunit gamma-like. Lineage: Eukaryota; Metazoa; Chordata; Actinopteri; Syngnathiformes; Syngnathidae. Gene Ontology annotation, cellular component: cytoplasm; neuron projection. The record is from RefSeq and is a predicted model, not a curated record. The coding region runs from base 56 to 1597 and encodes 513 amino acids. Gene Ontology annotation, molecular function: calmodulin binding; ATP binding; calcium/calmodulin-dependent protein kinase activity. Gene Ontology annotation, biological process: protein phosphorylation. The transcript is spliced from 20 exons.
CGCAGGCAGCCCGCACGGUUCUCCCCCCCGCCCCCUCCUCCUUCUCCCCUCCAACAUGGCCACGGUGCUCACCUCAACGCGCUUCACGGAUGAAUACCAGCUCUACGAGGAACUCGGGAAGGGCGCCUUCUCCGUGGUCCGGCGCUGCGUGAAAAAGUCCACAGGGCAGGAGUACGCCGCCAAAAUCAUCAACACCAAAAAGCUGUCGGCCAGAGAUCAUCAGAAAUUGGAGCGAGAGGCAAGAAUCUGUCGUCUGCUCAAACAUCCAAACAUAGUGCGACUCCAUGACAGCAUCUCAGAGGAGGGCUUCCAUUACCUCGUCUUUGACCUGGUGACCGGCGGCGAGCUGUUUGAGGACAUCGUCGCCAGGGAAUAUUACAGCGAGGCCGACGCCAGCCACUGCAUCAAUCAGAUCCUGGAGAGCGUGAGCCACAUCCACCAGCACGACAUCGUGCACCGGGACCUGAAGCCAGAGAACCUCCUCCUGGCCAGCAAGAUGAAAGGCGCGGCAGUGAAGCUGGCCGACUUCGGCCUGGCCAUCGAAGUGCAGGGGGACCAGCAGGCCUGGUUCGGCUUCGCAGGUACUCCAGGCUAUCUGUCGCCAGAGGUUCUGAGGAAGGACCCGUACGGCAAGCCGGUGGACAUCUGGGCGUGCGGCGUGAUCCUCUACAUCCUCCUGGUGGGCUACCCCCCGUUCUGGGACGAGGACCAGCACAAACUGUACCAGCAGAUCAAGGCCGGAGCGUACGACUUCCCAUCUCCAGAGUGGGACACGGUGACACCCGAGGCCAAGAACCUGAUUAAUCAGAUGUUAACCAUUAACCCCGCCAAAAGGAUUACGGCCGACCAGGCCCUCAAGCAUCCGUGGGUCUGCCAACGCUCCACCGUUGCGUCCAUGAUGCACCGGCAAGAGACUGUGGAGUGUCUGCGCAAGUUCAACGCCAGGAGAAAACUGAAGGGAGCCAUCCUCACCACGAUGCUCGUGUCCAGGAACUUCUCCGUGGGACGGCAGCACACCAGCCCCGCCGCCACCACCAGCACCGCCGCCAUGGCGCAGGAAGCUUGCAAAACCUUGCUCAACAAAAAGUCGGACGGCGUCAAGGAAACGCAGACCACUGUCGUGCACAACCCAGCUGACGGCACCAAGGGCUCGACGGAAAGCUGCAACAAUGCCGAAGAGGAGGAGAUGAAAGGCCGCAAGCAGGAGAUCAUCAAGAUGACCGAGCAGCUGAUCGAAGCCAUCAACAAUGGCGACUUUGAGGCCUACACGAGAAUCUGCGACCCGGGUCUGACCUCGUUUGAACCGGAAGCUCUGGGGAAUCUGGUGGAGGGCAUGGACUUCCACAAGUUCUACUUUGACAACUUGUUGAGUAAGAACAGCAAGCCGGUGCACACCACCAUCCUGAACCCUCACGUGCACCUGAUGGGCGAGGACGCGGCGUGCAUCGCGUACAUCCGCCUGACGCAGUACAUGGACGCGCAGGGCCGCCCGCGCUCCUGCCAGUCGGAGGAGACGCGCGUGUGGCAGCGCCGCGACGCCAAGUGGCUCAACGUGCACUUCCACUGCUCGGGAGCUCCCGCCGCGCCGCUGCAGUGAACGUCGCCCGCGCUCACCUUCAACUCUUCAAACCGUCGGGCGGAGCCGCGACUCUCCGCCGUGCUUGCAAGCAUCCCGGCCUGGAACAAGAGGGUAACAACAUACGAGCCCAGGGGGACACCAACACAACCAUGACAACAACGAUGUCAAAAGACAACAAACAAACAACACAUUUAACGAUGAGGGGGGGUGGAAAAAAAAACAAUCAUUAACUCAACCGAAGCAGCAGGAGACCCACCGACCGACCGGCCGGCGCGGUUCCUCCGUGUGGAUGGAUGGUGCAUGUUUGCGGAAGGUGUGCGGGUUCGAUGCCGCCGCCCCACUCCUGUCCACGCCGACCCCCCCCACCCCCAUCCGUCGUCUUGUUAGCUUGCACGCAUGCACAAACACACACACACAGAAUUGCGAAGCGCUAAUAUGAAAUUUGCAUUAAUGUCCUAUUUGGAUAUUUAGUCGUGUUACUUAAAAGGAUCGUCAGUUUUGGGUUUUUUUUUAUUAUGACAAUGAUUAUUUUGUACUCUUUAUUAGUGUUUUUAAUGUAUUAUAUUGUAUUUGGGGGCAUUUUAUUUAAUGUGUGAAUGGAUAUUUAUGCGCAAGAUUUGUGUGUUGGUGUGUGGAAAGUAGUUAAAGCAUUUAUUCCAUUUCCUUGAAAUCCAUCAUAUUGUCCGUCUACUAGUACAUUAUUUGGCCUCUCGAGGAAGACAAUGUAGUUGCACUAGUAAAAUGACUAAUAGUAGUCACAUUUAUUUGCACUACUACUACACAAACAUCCUAUUACCACUAUCAGGCCCAGCUAUUAAUCGUGUCACGCACUUGUAGCCUCCUGGGACUAGUAGCACCAAAAUCCCCACUCGUUAUUUUGCAGAUGUUGUCCUACUAGUGUGCAGAAAUAUCAUGCUGGUGGAAGGCGUGAGCGCCCAAAAAAAAGGUUACUAGUACGAGGGUCAUUCUACUAGUGCGCUGAAUUGUCUUUAUGGAAAUCUGCUCGAGCAUGUAUUUAUUCAGUAUUCUCAAUAUCCAGCUUAAGUUCCACGUACUAGUAUGCCCUUCUUCCUCACUAGUAAGACAAUUCAGUGCACUAGAAUGACUAGUGUGCAUUUGUGGUAAUAUUUUUUUCCCCACUACAAGUACCACUUUGGGCACAAGUAAACCGUACUAUGCAGCACUAGUAACACCACUAGUAGACAUGAGUCGCAUAGUAGCCACUAGUAGGUCCACGAACCUCAAGGUGGAUAUCAAGAUUCCUGAUCCUUGAUUUUCAGCCCCCUGAACCGUCUUACUCGCGCAGAAUACGAGUGUACUAGUCCAAGGACCUCAUUGUGGAUAUCAAGGAUCUAGAAUACCGUAAUUUCCGGCCUACUGAGUGCACCUGGUUAUAAGCCUCACCCAGUACAUUUGUAAAGGAAAUACCAUUUGGUACACACAUAAGCCGCACCUGUGUAAAAGCCGCAAGUGCCCACAUUGAAACACGAGAUUUAGUUAGAUUAAGAGUUUUCAAAAUUUUAAUACCUUAGCUUAGCUCAACACAGCAACAACAAGGUAGCACGAACAGCGCUGGUAAAAAAACAAAAAAACAUACCGAUUAAAAAAAACAAAACAAAAAAAAAACAGCCACGGCAGCUACAUAGUAGCAACACGGUAGCAUAGCAGUAACAAGGCCGGUAAAAAAAAAAAAAACAUCCCUAAAUCACUGAGACGGGGCAGUAACACAGCAGCAACAUGCUAGUGUGGUGCUAACGCUAGUGUGGCGCUAACAGGUUCAAUUAAAAAAAUAUAUACUGGUAAAAGUCACUGAGACACGGCAGUAACCUAGCAGCAACACGCUAGCACAGCGGUAAAAGGGCUGGUAAACAAAACAAAAAAAACAAACAUACCGGUAAAAGUCACUUCCUCUGCACAUAUAUUCCACCGGUCUCACUCUUACGUUGCGGCCGUUAGAAAAAAAUUAGCCGCAUCACCGCGUAAGCCGCAGGGUUGAAAGCGUGUGGAAAAAGUCGCGGCUUAUAGGCCGGAAAUUAUGAUACAUUCUGAAUGGCUUUUGCGUAUAUUUUGGUGUGCGUGUUGAUAGCAUGAUUCUCCGUUUACUGGCCUGUACUGUUUCUCCGACUGUUGCCCCGCCUCCUCCCUGAUGAUGAUGAUGAGGAUGAUGAAGUCUCCUCCCCGCGUCUCGUUUUUAUCGUCCAUCCGGGCUUUUGCCGUACUUGUGCGUUUCCCUUCAGCAAGCAUGUUUGCGGACUGUCGGCUGAAACACGUGGCAAAAAAAAAAAA